Messenger RNA from Emiliania huxleyi CCMP1516, 492 nucleotides. RefSeq lists its product as hypothetical. The transcript has a single exon. NCBI's taxonomy places the organism in Eukaryota, Haptophyta, Isochrysidales, Noelaerhabdaceae. The record is from RefSeq and is a predicted model, not a curated record. The coding region runs from base 1 to 492 and encodes 163 amino acids.
AUGUGCGCGUGGAACUACGCAUUCGGUGGGUCGACCUACUUUGGCAUCACCACAUUUGACCUCAACAACGAUGGCCACAUGGAUCUGCUGCCGUGCGGUUUGAAAUGCCGCAUCUACGAGAGCGUUGCGAACGGUAAUUCAUACAUCGCGUUUAAGCUCAAGGGAGUCUCGAGCAACCAAUACGGGAUUGGGGCCACGGUAGUGCUCACGUGGAGCGCCUUUGCGGAGGCCCAGCCGCAGCAGCAGUUCCGGGAGCUCAACGGCGCGUCGAGCGGCACCGCCAGCCCAUGGGGCAGCGCUGACCACCGCCUGAUCUUCGGCCUCGGCGAGACGGGCGUGCCGCUUCGAGUCGAGGUGCGAUGGCCCUCAAGCGUGGUGGACGUCUUUGACGACCCCGCGGUGCUCCUCUUGCGAACAAACACAAUGGAGGACGCCGUCAUUACUCUCUACGAGGGCAGCAGCAACGAUGUCGCCAGUGGAGCCUUUGUGUAA